This is a messenger RNA of Medicago truncatula (barrel medic), 746 nucleotides long. Its product is annotated as protein RADIALIS-like 4. Lineage: Eukaryota; Viridiplantae; Streptophyta; Magnoliopsida; Fabales; Fabaceae. The transcript is spliced from 2 exons. Gene Ontology annotation, molecular function: DNA-binding transcription factor activity. Bases 118 to 363 code for a protein of 81 amino acids. The record is from RefSeq and is a predicted model, not a curated record.
UAGCAACCACCAAAGCAUUUUCAUACUCAACAAGUUAAUAAUAUACCUUCCUCUCUUAUAUUCUUCUUCUUUACAUUUUCUUAGAUCAUUAAAUUAAAUCAUUAAGUACUUAUAAUUAUGGCCUCAAGUUCCCUUAGCAAACACAAGCCUUGUGAUUCAAUUUGGACUCCAAAACAAAACAAGUUGUUUGAAAAAGCACUUGCAAAAUUUGAUAAGGAUACCCCUGACCGUUGGCAAAAUGUAGCAAAAGCCGUUGGUGGUAAAUCAGUUGAGGAAGUUAAGAGACAUUAUGAGCUACUCUUGGAGGAUCUCAAACACAUUGAGUCUGGUCAUGUUCCUAUUCCAAACUACAAAUCCACGUGAAGUUUAGCAAAUUAGCAAUGUUGAUGAAAAGAAAAAAAAUAUCAUAAGAUGCUUGCCUUAGGCUUCUGAAGUAUCUAAAGUUGAAUGGAUUUGAAGCAAUGCAAUGCCUGUUUGUUCCUCCAUCUGUCUCCCUAUCCGAUUUUGUAAUUUUGAUUUUGAUUAUUUUAAUAAAUCAUUUUAUCAUGCAAGAAACGAUGUCCAAUUUUUAAUGCUUUUAAAAACUUUUGUGGUGGCCAUGGAAAAUCCUAAAUCAUGCAAAAAUGAUCACGUUUUAUUCUCCUAGUUAAUUAUAAGGGUUAGUUUAUUGGGAAAUGCAUGGGGUAGUUGAGGAAUGGAAUAAUAAGAAUGAAGAUGAAUCAAUGCUCACUAUCGACAUUUUUUUA